Molecule: messenger RNA, 2491 nt
Organism: Dromiciops gliroides (monito del monte)
Lineage: Eukaryota; Metazoa; Chordata; Mammalia; Microbiotheria; Microbiotheriidae
Gene: CDK2
Product: cyclin dependent kinase 2
Exons: 8
Coding region: 145-1197 (350 amino acids)
Biological process (GO): signal transduction; regulation of G2/M transition of mitotic cell cycle; protein phosphorylation
Cellular component (GO): cytoplasm; nucleus; cyclin-dependent protein kinase holoenzyme complex
Molecular function (GO): cyclin binding; cyclin-dependent protein serine/threonine kinase activity; ATP binding
Source: RefSeq, a predicted model, not a curated record
AGCGCGUUCCAUCCGGGCUCGGGCCACCGCGCCGGCCCCCUGCCCUCCAACUCUGCCCCCAGAGCCGGGGUGCUCUUCUCAGGAUUCCCAUCCGUUCCCAAGUUCCCACUCUUGGGCCGUGCCGGCCCCGCUCCCCGGCUCUCCAUGGAUAAUUUCCAAAAGGUGGAGAAGAUCGGAGAGGGCACUUACGGGGUGGUGUAUAAGGCGAAGAACAAGGUGACUGGAGAAGUGGUGGCGCUCAAGAAAAUCCGUCUGGACACUGAGACAGAGGGCGUCCCCAGUACUGCCAUUCGAGAGAUCUCUCUACUCAAGGAACUUAAUCACCCCAACAUUGUCAAGCUGCUGGAUGUUAUCCAUACAGAAAACAAACUCUACCUGGUUUUUGAAUUUCUGCAUCAGGAUCUGAAGAAGUUCAUGGAUGCAUCUGCCCUCACAGGCAUCCCUUUGCCCCUCAUUAAGAGCUACCUGUUUCAGCUCCUUCAGGGUCUAGCCUUCUGCCACUCUCACAGAGUCCUCCAUCGAGACCUCAAGCCACAGAACCUCCUCAUCAAUGCUGAAGGCUCCAUCAAGCUGGCUGACUUUGGACUAGCCAGGGCCUUUGGAGUACCUGUUCGUACCUACACUCAUGAGGUGGUAACCCUGUGGUAUCGAGCACCAGAAAUCCUCUUGGGUUGUAAAUACUACUCAACAGCUGUAGAUAUAUGGAGCCUGGGUUGUAUCUUUGCUGAGAUGGAUUUAUUAAGCACCUACUGUGUGCCCAGCACUGUGCUAGGUGCUGUGGGGGAUAACAGAAGAAGUGGAAGACACAGUCCCUGCCCUCUGUACUCCUAUCUAGAAGUGGCUGCAUCACAAGGAGGGGGGAUGACUUCAAUGCCCACCCCACACCCCAUCACCCGUAGGGCUUUAUUCCCUGGAGACUCUGAAAUUGACCAGCUGUUCAGGAUCUUUCGGACCCUGGGGACACCAGAUGAGGUAGCUUGGCCAGGAGUGACCUCCAUGCCUGAUUAUAAACCCAGCUUCCCCAAGUGGGCACGACAGGAUUUCAGUAAGGUGGUGCCUCCACUAGAUGAAGAUGGACGGAGCCUGCUAUCGCAAAUGCUGCACUAUGACCCUAACAAGCGUGUUUCAGCCAAGGCAGCUCUAACUCAUCCUUUCUUCCUGGAUGUUACUAAGCCUGUGCCCCACUUGCGACUCUGAGCCAUGCUGUGCCCCUACCCCCCAAUCCUAUCCUCACCUUCUAGGGUAGAUCAGCCCUGGCCUGGCUCCAGGGCUGUUUGAACUUAGAUAGGGGUCAGGGGAGAGCCACUUUGGCUGCCCCUAACUCAGUUUACCUUCUCACUUUUCCCACUCUGCCCAUUUUGGGGAUAGGUGGGGAUUGGGAGGGGUAAAAAAAUGAAAGGGAGAUUCAGUAUUCAAUGCACUUAAGCCAACCUCUGCCUUCCACUGCCCCCUUCUAGGGCAUAAGCAGUGAGACAGACCCUGCAGCCUCAGCUCCUGAUCUAUGCCGAGGGGGAUGGACAAAAGACAGGACCUCAGGGCACCCCACUGUCUGAUAAACCACCCCCUCCCUAGGACUUCUGUCUGGUGAUGAUUGUCUCCUGAGUUUGGGAGUGAUACAUAGGAUUUUCAGCAUACCCCUCCCAUCCUCCUGCUGCUACUCUUUUUAUAUAGGACCUACUAUAAGCAGAGGGCUAGGUGGGAAACUUUGAAAGAACAUUCCACAGGGCCCCUUUUAAAUAAUUGUGUAUUUUUGUUUUUGGUGUGUGUAUGUGUGUGCGCUUUUCUUUGUUGUGAAUUUUUUUUUUUAAUUAGAUAAAACCACAUUUUGUACCCUAGAAUGCUCAUCUCCCCUCAUAGGCUGGAAGAAUCAAAACCCAGCGGCAGUAAAGGGCUGCCACAGAGCUAACUGGCCCUAGUUCCCUUGUCUGCCACCCCUCUGUUCUGAAAAUGAACUUGGGGUGAAGGAUGGGAACAAAGGGAGAAGAGAGGGAGAAUUGUUCUUCCUUCUGGUCCAUGACUACUUCACUGCUGCCUUGUAAGGGUGGGAGGUGUUUGAUUUUCCAUCCCUUUUGGAAUUGGCCUCUAGUUUCUUUCAGUUAACUGUUGAGCGUCUAUGUCUCCUAUCCUCCAAUGAAGGAAACUCGAAACUGGGGCAGGGCUUAGGGUUAGAAGUCAUUUUGAGAAUGCCUGACACUUUUUUAAGGGAAGGUUGUGACUGAGCAAUGGGAAUGCCGAAGAAUAUUUGUUUAAAAGAAGGAAGGACAAUACUAUUUAUAUUCCAGGUUGUAGUAGUUUUUGUUUUUUUGUUUUGUUUUGUUUUUUAAUCGGGGAAGAAUUUUGCUGCCAUGUGCACCUUUGGGAUUUUGUAAGGGAAAUCUUGAAAAAAAUAUUUUUGUCUUCCUAUGGUCUUGUGUGUCCUCACCUCCUAUCCCCACAACCAAUCCCUGUUAAUGUUAUUUGUAAUUUAGUUUGUUAAGUCAUUAAAACAAAG